Molecule: messenger RNA, 1098 nt
Organism: Venustampulla echinocandica
Lineage: Eukaryota; Fungi; Ascomycota; Leotiomycetes; Helotiales; Pleuroascaceae
Exons: 3
Coding region: 1-1098 (365 amino acids)
Source: RefSeq, a predicted model, not a curated record
AUGGCAGCCUCACAUCCAAAAUUCAAGAUCCCUCCGGGUCAAUCAAUUGCAGCCAUCAAACUCAUCAAUGCAGUCAACUUCGGCCCUGCCACUCUCAAAGGCAUGAUGGGUCCGCCCAUCCCGCACGUACUUACGUUUGGCGCCGACUUAGUUCCGUCUUUGUCUUUCUUAUUGGAACACAGUUCGGGCCGGCGAUUGGUUUGGGAUCUUGGAAUUCGGAAGGACUGGCACAAUCACGCGCCUAAGAUUGCAGAAUAUAUUCCGACGAGGAAUUACACGAUUGAGGUCACGAAAAAUGUCAUUGAUGUGCUGGAGGAGAAUGGGAUUAAGGGCAGCUCCGUCGAGGCCGUCAUAUGGAGCCACUGGCAUUGGGAUCACAUCGGUGAUCCGUCAACCUUUCCAUCGACGACGGACUUGAUUGUGGGACCUGGUUUCAAGAAAGCAUUUUUGCCUGGAGCACCGUUGAAUCCCGAUUCCCCGCUGCUUGAGAGCGACUGGACUGGCCGCAACCUGCGCGAGGUAGAAUUUAGCGGGCCCCAAAGCCUCACGAUCGGAAGAUUUCCCGCAUAUGAUUAUUUUGGCGACGGGUCUUUCUAUCUCCUUGAUAGCCCGGGUCACGCAAUCGGUCAUCUGUGUGGCCUCGUCCGGACAACCACCAACCCGGACACAUUCGUGAUGCUCGGCGGGGACAUAUGCCACCACCACAGCGUGUUCCGCCCGUCGCAGCAUCUCCCCCUGCCCUCGUCAAUCUUGCCAAAUCCCAUCACCCCGGAAAGAGACUUGCCAUUUUGUCCAGGAAGCGCUUAUGAGGAGCUCCAGAAGGACCGUGGGAUGGAUCCACAAGGUCCAAUUCUCAAGCCCGAAUUCGGCCAUGAGAUUCCGUUAGCCCUCCACACGAUUGGCAAGUUGCAGGAGUUGGAUGUGGAUGAGAAUAUUCUGGUGAUAAUAGCUCACGACAAGUAUGCUAGGAACACUGUUGACCACUUCCCUCUUUCGUUGAACUCGUGGAAGGAGCGUGGUUGGGGAAAGACUUUAACAUGGGCAUUUUUAAAGGAUUUCGAGCCGUACUGGAGAUCGAAAGGGGUAGUUUCAGAUUAG